CGUCCCUGUCUCUCUGAUAAUAUAAAAACUAUAUUUAUUACUCGCCAUCAUCUCUUCUUCUUUUCCCUCUUUCUCAUCUCCAUCACUCUCCUUCAUUCCACCUCUCCUUCCCUCACCCACAACAAGACCCAUCUACUACCAUGGUUAACAUUUGCUGCAUCGGUGCCGGUUACGUCGGCGGUCCCUCCUGCGCUGUCAUCGCCUACCAGUGCCAUGAUGUCAAGGUCACAAUCGUCGACUUGAACCAGGCCCGUAUCGAUGCCUGGAACUCGGAUGAACUUCCCAUCUAUGAGCCCGGUCUGGACGAGAUCGUCUUUGCUCGCCGCGGCAAGAAUUUGUUCUUCACCACUGAGGUUGACCAGGCCAUCAUCGACGCCGAUCUGAUCUUUGUCUCUGUCAACACCCCCACCAAGAAGUCUGGUAUGGGUGCUGGCUAUGCUGCCGAUCUUGCAUACAUCGAGACUGCCACCCGCCGCAUCGCACAGGUCGCCACCUCGUCCAAGGUUGUCAUCGAAAAGUCGACCGUCCCCUGCCGCACCGCCCAGAGCAUGCGCACCAUCCUCGAGGCCAACUCGACCAAGGGCAUCCGCUUCGAUAUCCUCUCCAACCCUGAGUUCUUGGCUGAGGGUACCGCUAUCAAGGACUUGACUGCCCCCGACCGUGUCCUCAUCGGAUGCCUCCAGACCCCCGAGGGCUUUGCUGCCCAGCAAAAGUUGGUCGACAUCUACACUCGCUGGAUCCCUAAGGAGCGUGUCAUCACCAUGAACUUGUGGUCCUCCGAGUUGUCCAAGCUGGCUGCCAACGCCCUUCUUGCCCAGCGUAUCUCCUCCAUCAAUGCCCUCUCUGCUAUCUGCGAGGCCACUGGCGCUGACGUCGAUGAGGUCGCCUAUGCAUGCGGUACUGACUCUCGCAUUGGACCCAAGUUCUUGAAGGCCUCGGUCGGUUUCGGUGGCUCUUGUUUCCAGAAGGAUAUCCUCAACUUGGUCUACCUCAGCGAGCAGCUCCACCUACCUGAGGUUGCUGCCUACUGGAAGUCUGUCGUCACCAUGAACGAAUAUCAGAAGAUGCGCUUCACCCACCGUAUUGUUCGUACUCUCUUCAACACCGUCACCUUCAAGCGUAUUGCUCUUCUUGGAUUCGCCUUCAAGAAGGACACUGGUGAUACGCGCGAAUCCGCCGCCAUCACCCUCUCCAGCUAUCUUAUCCAGGAGCGCGCCAACAUUGCCAUCUACGAUCCCAAGGUCAGCGCCAAGCAGAUCAAGCUGGAUCUCACGGAGCCCGGCGUUGGCACCAACGAGGCCGACGUUGAGAAGCACGUCCAGGUCUGCAAGAGCGCCUAUGAGGCAUGCAAGGACGCUGCUGCGAUCGUUAUCUGCACUGAGUGGGACGAGUUCAAGAUGCAGCACCUGGACUACCAGAAGAUCUUCGACUCUAUGCAGAAGCCCGCCUUCAUCUUUGAUGGUCGUUUGAUCUUAGAUGCCCCCAAGCUGAGGGACAUUGGUUUCCGCGUCGAGACCAUCGGAAAGAGCAUCUAAACAUUCUUUUUUCGUCAUUGCAUUCCUUGAUCUUCCUCUCUUUUCCCUGUAGUUGUAUAUCCAUACCUCUCGUCUUUUUUGUCUUUCUUUUUGGUUCUUUUCUUCUCCAUUUCACGGGUUGUAUCCUUCACUCUAUUUCCCAUAGUGCUAAAUGGACCUCAUACCAUUCCAUUAAGUUAAUAAAAAAUGUUUCACA
Messenger RNA from Gamsiella multidivaricata, 1731 nucleotides. RefSeq names its product UDP-glucose/GDP-mannose dehydrogenase family, NAD binding domain-containing protein. Gene Ontology annotation, biological process: glycosaminoglycan biosynthetic process. Bases 141 to 1535 code for a protein of 464 amino acids. The transcript has 3 exons. Gene Ontology annotation, molecular function: NAD binding; UDP-glucose 6-dehydrogenase activity. Lineage: Eukaryota; Fungi; Mortierellomycota; Mortierellomycetes; Mortierellales; Mortierellaceae. Gene Ontology annotation, cellular component: cytosol; nucleus. The record is from RefSeq and is a predicted model, not a curated record.